UUAUUGUUUAUUAAAUAUUAUUAUUAAUAUUAGGAUUUCCAUGUUUUGAAAAUAAUCGUCAAAAGAUUUAUCGGAUAGAAUAUUGUAUUGGAUAUAAAUUUGUAAAAACAAUUGUAGGUAUGUAUUUUUUGUAUCAUUUUUCUUUAAUGUAAUAAGUUAGAUUUUUGCUGCCAUUGUUCUCAAUAUUAAUUAUUAGGGACAACCAAAAUGUAUGGUUAAAAAUUGCGUUAGAAUCGAAAAAUGCAUAUUAUAUUUUAUUGAAAAUUACAGGAUAUAUGCCAAAAUAUGUCAUUCCACAUAAUCUCCAUCGAGACCAAUGCAUUUCUGAAGUCUGUACACCUGAUCUAGUAUACCUUUGUUGCAUAUUAUCAGCUCCAUCUCUUGAAGCCAUUUUGUUCACAGCUUCCUUAACCUUGUCAUUAAACUCGCUGGUCACGUAAAAACUCCUUUAAUUUUAGUCAAAACAUGGUAAUCCAAUGGUAUUAGAUCUGGAGAGUAUUGUGGUUGAGUCAUAAUAUCUCAUAUAAAUGAAUCGAGCAGGUUUUAAGUUAGGUGGAUGUUAUGGGGUCUAGCGUUGUAUAAAUGAGUGAUAUACCACAAAUCAGCAUUCCCUUCCUAUUGUCUUCGAUUUUUUUUCAACCAACAUUUUUGGUGGUCACUUUGUUUAUAUAAUUUACCAACAAAGUUCCUUUCCAGUCCUAAAAAUACGGAUACCACCAUCUUCCUCUCUAAAAACUGGAUGUUGAAAUUUUUUGCUGAUGGGAAAUGAUGCCACUGUACAGACUACCUUUUUGAUUCAGGAGUAUAAUUGACACACCCGUGUUUCGCCUUCAGUCGAAAUAGAUUGUUCCUUUUCAUAAUAUUCAAAAAAUGACUGACCGAUAUCAUACCUGCUGUAGGUGUAGCUAAUGGAGAACAAACUUAUUGACACGUUUGACAACAUUUUGCAAUUGAUUGAUGAGGCGCUAGAUGACCUAUUUUGACUGUUAGAAACGUCUCUACACAUUAUUGGUAUAAACUUUGAAAAAAAAAAUUAUUUCCAUUCUAUAUAGCCGUUUUAACCUUACUUUCUGUACUUGUGAAACCGUUUUACUAUGAUUUAUUUUAAUAAUUAAAUCUAGAAUUAAUUAUUAAUGCCCACAGUAUUUGACAACAUUAAUUAAAAACUCAUGGAAGUUGAUAAAAAUUUUGGAAAUUCUCUACUAAAUUAUUUUUUAUUUUUUAUUCUGAAUGUUAGGUGUAGAAAAAAAAAACCCUAGUUUUUGUAAUUUUACUAAGAUUAUUUUAAAAUAAUUGAUAUAAUUGUCAAAUAUUUUACUAAAAUGUAAGAAGUCUGACAACCAAACCAUUUUAUUUUUGUAAUUCAGUUAUUACUUUUAAUUGUCAUUUAUUAUUUUUAUCUUAAAUUUGGCUUAAUAAUAAUGUUAGUGAUAAAGAAUUUGUAAAUUAUUUAUUUAUUUACUUAUUUAUAAUAACAGACUUUUCGUCCAUGCAUCAACAUAAUUACAGGUUAUUCAGAUACACCAAAUUACAAGAAAAAUUGCACAAAAAUAAAAAGCCCAUAUAAUAUAUAUUUUAGUUUGAGGAGAAAAGUGUCGGUUUAAGAUAAGAACAAUAGAAGGAAGGGUUGGACAUAAGGCGAAUAAUUGGUUUAUUGAGUUCGUUAUUAGUAGAGCGGAAAGGAAUUGAACAGUUAAUACAAGAAGGUAUAUAAAAGUUAGGAUUAAAAAGUAAGAAUGGGCAAUCAAUUUCGUUGGAGAGGAGUUUUUGCAGGAAGUUAAUAUUGACAGAAAGUCUGCGCUCAGCUAAGCUUACUUAAUUAAGUUUAUGAAGAAUGGGGUCACAGAAAUGUGGAGGGUGAUCAAUUUUGAGCAGGAAAGCUGAAUGCUUAAAAAAGUGCUUAAUCAUAUCUUUAGAGCUGAGCUGACCAAGAAUCUAAUCUUUAGAUGGAAAUUUUUGGUCCUAUGAAUAAUUUGAAUCAGUCAGUUGGUUUGAUCAUUUCGGUCAGACAUCUAAUAUUGUUCUUAUCAUUAGGUAGGAAUUGUCAUUUAUUUUAAUGAUUAAAUUAUUUAAAUCGAACUGGCGCGUCCUAUGUUACGCUACUGAAAAAGUUAGCGCCAAAGUUGAAUAAAUUGUUUAACAACUACCAAUUAAUUACUUUUGGUUAGGUACUCCAAGGUCCUAGAGUAUGAAUGAUAACAAAAAUUGUUUUAAGCCCGGUUAACAUAAGCAAAUAUUUGGUGUACAUCAAACUUCAAAUAUUUUAGAAACAUUUCUAAAUAUUUGACAGUUUUGUCAAAUAUUGGAUUACUAGAAUGAUAACAAUUUGUUAUCAUUGUAUAUCAUGGUAAAUAAUAAUAAUAAUAUAUUUCAUCAUCUUAUAACCAAGAAAAAUUAAAUAAGAUAAAAACUUUUCAAAAAAGUGAAAUUUGUGCUUUGAGUAGGUGAGUUCCUAAAUAGAAAGUAAUAAUUACCAUUAGUUAAAAUAUAAUAUUUAUAAUAUAUACAAUUAAAAAAACUUAUUAAACAAUCAUUGUGUUACAAUUUAAUGAGAACAGAUUUAUAUAAAAUCAAUAUUAUUUCAAUUGAAUUAAUAUAUUUUACAAGGAGUUUUUUAUUCUUAAAUUUACUUAUAUCUAUGUUAUGGAUUAAAAGAUGGCAGAUCAAUUUUAGACUUAUACAAUUAUAUUUUUAUAGAAAAGAGCUUUUAAAUUAAAAACAUUAAAAUCAAUAAACAAAUUUUUCAUGGAAUUGAAAUUUGGUUUUUUCAAAUUAUUUUUAUUAAACCAUGCAUUAUAAUCUUUAAAAUGUUUAAAUUAUAUGUUCCAUUUCAGAUUGCUAUACUAUAACUCAUCACCGAUUGAGCAAGAAACAUAUACACUAUUCUAUUAACUGCACAGUAAAUAAAUUAAAAACAAAUAAUUCAGAAAUUGUUCUAGUAGAUAAAUCUAAUGCUAUUCUUAUCAUGUAGACUAAUGAAAUUCAUAAAAAAAACUUUAGAUUUUAUAAUAAUAUUCAAAAUCUAGGUGCAUUGAAAGGUUUGUUUUAUUUUUUUGAUUUUCUAAACAAUUUUCAUAAUAAUUAUGAAAAUCUGGAAAAGAAAAAUGAAUAAUAAAUUUUAAAUUUUUCUCUUUAAUUGGUUUUUCUAUUAUUAUAACCUAUUUAUUCACUUAUAAAUAUAUAAUACAUACAAGGUUUAAUUAAUAUGAAACACUUUUUUUGUGUGUGCAAAUAUGAUUUAGUUGAUUAUCAAAUAUUCUAUAUCAUACCAAAUUCCCGUUUACAACAAUGUCCUACUUAUAUAUGUUCAACCUUUAUUUUGUAUUUUAUAAUACCACCAAUAUGUUACCAUAUUAUAAAAUAAAAUAUUAUUGUAUACAAUUUGUCAAAGUUAAUAUGUAUGCUCUCCUCCCCCAGAUAUGAAUUUUGCUGCAAAUACUCAAAUUAUAUUUAAUACUCAUUAUUUAUUAUAUUUUUCAGACACAUAAUAUACAACUCUAAAGAAGUAGGUGGAAAAAUGGAUACUAUUACUAUAAAAAAAGAAAUGGAUAUCAUUGAUGGUUUUAUUUAUGAGACUACAAUUAUUGUUGAAGAUGAUCCUAUGAAAUCAAUUUUGUAUGAAGAAUCAAAACUUGAAAAAAAAUGUUUUAUAUGCGCUGAUUGUGGUAAACAAUUUACUUCAAAAUUAAUUUUGAUAUCACAUAUAAAAACCCAUACUAAAAUUAAACUAUAUCAGUGUAAUGUGUGUGAUGCAUCAUAUUCUACACUAUCUGUUUUACAAAAACACUUAAAAGUUCAUAACCCUGAAAGAGAACACCAGUAUGAAAAUAAAUCAAUGCAAAUAAAGUGAGUAUUAUGUUAUUUAAUAUUUAACUGUGUGUUCUUUAAGUAUAAUAAGGCUACUCUCCUACUAGUGAUUUGAUGUGAUUAGAAUUGGUGAUUUUUAUCAAGGCUAUUUUUCCAAUAUUUAUAAAUAGGACUUCUCUCAUACAUGCAAUGUAACUAUCAUCACAGCAGUGAUAAGAAUUGCACAUGACUGAUCAUGUUCAGUUUUAUUGCAACAACUGCAAUUUUGGUAUAUGGCAAAAAAUCAAUAAGUCAAAGCAACUUGUAAAGUACAAACAAAUUUUCUUUACUAAUUCUCUUUUUACUAAGUUCUCCUGAAGCAACAUGAACAUUUAUGUUAUUACUAGAUAAUUAGGGAUGAACCCAAAAUAUGGAUUUUUUUUAAAAAAUUUCAAAUAAGGCCACUUCACUAUCACAUUAUCAUCUGAACUAUCUAAUUCCAUAUUCAAUACAUGAAUGAUGCUAUAGAAAGGAAUUGUCAAAAAUAAUACAAGUACAAUUUUAACAACAGGACUUCAAUUGUUUGAAUGAGUAAAUUAACACAAAACUCAUCACAUGUGACAGUUUCGUGUUUUUUUUUUUUUUUAGUUGAAUUGUAAGAAAGCUGCCUAACUGUUUUAAUCUUAAUGUUAGCACUGAUCUACUGUUGAAUUCACAGAAUAAUUUUAGCUUAAUAGUUACCAUUAUCUAAUAUAUUUAUAUAAGUAAUUUAUUAGAAAUAGUGAUGUACCUACCACAUAAAUUACAUUCAAUUUUGGAAAAAAAAUUUUACUAAAAAUUAUAUUCUUUUAUGAUUAUUUAGGUGUUAUAUUUAUUUGUCUACAAAUGAACUGGUAAAGAUGCUUCAUAUUUGCUGUAUAUUACUUAUAGACUACAAUCAUCUAUACAGGUUGAAUCAUGACAUAUUAUUAUAUGUUAUAAUUAGGGUUAGGAUGUUUAUGAACUUAAAAUCCAUAAAAAAAGCUAAAAAUGUCAAAAAAGGACUAAAAGAUAACUUAAAAAAUAUUUAAUAGAGCAAUAAUGGUUGAAGGGUUUGGAAGCCUCCUAUAAUAGUUCUAUAUUAUUCAAAAAUAAUUAUUACAAAUUAAUUUUUUCAAACAAAUUUGGACAUUAUUAAAGAAAAAUACUUUGUGUUAAUCAUUUGUCAGUGUUAGAAAAUUGUAUUUAAUAGGGUUCAAAUCAAAUAAAACAACAUUUAAUAAAACUUUAAAACUCAUCUACCACUUUUGAUUUUUAAAAAGUUUUACAUGCUUUUUUGAUAAUUUAAGCACUUUUUUGCGAAUUUUAAGUGCAUAAACAUUCUAAUCCUAGUUAUAAUGCUAUUUAUUUCAACCAAUAGCUGUUUCACAUCUGAUAUUAAUUAUGAGACAAUAAUUUACAAAAAAAAUUAAGGAAAAUCAGUUAUGACUGAUGCAGUGAUGAAAAUAUAAGACCGUAUUGAUAUUUAAUUUUAAAUUAUAAUAGUUUAGCACAUUAAAUGCAUGCUAUUAAAAACAUAAUACAAUUCACAUACUUUAUUUCUAUUUAACAAACAAAUUAUAGUCAUAUAAGAAAAAACAAAAUAAAUUGGUACAUAACUAUGAAUGGUUGUCACAACAGAUAGGUAAAUGUGUAUAUUUUACAUUAUAUUUACCAUGUUCUACAAUUCUACAACAGUAAUGUACCUUUAUAGAACUUUUUUUGUAUAACACCUACCUGUUUUAUGUUCACACAUAUUAUAAAUAUAAUAUUAUUAUUUUAUUACAAACUUUUUAUAUGUAUUUAAUUAUUAUUAAAUUAUUAUAUUUGUAAUUAUUAUGAUGACUAUAUUUUUCAGAAACAUAUUAAACUCCAAAGAAGUAAAUGAAAAAAUGAAUACUGUCACAAUAAAAAAAGAAGUGGAUAUCAUUGAUGGUUUUGUUUAUGAGACUACAAUCACUGUUGAAGAUGAUACUUUCAAACCAAUUUUGUAUAAAGAAUUACAAAAAGAGAAAGAAGUACAAAUUCACAGCAAUGAAAUAUUAUAUCAAUGUGAUAAUUGUAAGAAGACAUUUUCUCAGAGACAUGCUUUGAAGUGCCAUAAAAGAAUUCAUAAGUCUUUUGAAUGUAAUGUGUGCAAAAAAAAAUUUUCUCAAGCAAUUAAUUUAAAAAUGCAUGAAAAAAUUCAUACAGGAGAAAAACUUUAUAAAUGUGGCUUGUGCAAGAAAGCUUUUAUUCAGUCAUCUGGAUUAUAUAUCCAUAUAAGAACUCACAGCGGGGAACGACCAUACAAAUGUAGCACGUGUAAGAUAAGAUUUUCUCAAAAAUCUCAUUUGAUAAACCACGAAAGAAUUCAUACUGGUGAAAAACCAUUCCAAUGUGAUUUUUGUAAAGUGAAAUUUUCUAAAAAACACACUUUAGACAACCAUAAACUCAUUCAUUCUGGAGAAAAGCCUCAUACAUGUGAUGUGUGUAAGAAGAAAUUUACUCAGUUAUCAUCUUUAAUCAGCCAUAAAAAAACUCACACUGGGGAAAAACCAUACGAAUGUGACAUAUGUAAAGUUACCUUUUCUCGAAAGUCCUAUUUGAAAAUCCAUGGAAGAACUCAUAGUGGUGAAAGACCAUUCCAAUGUGAUUUGUGUAAUCGUAGAUUUUCUCGGAAAUAUAUUUUAAUCAACCAUAGAAAAGUUCAUAUACAAUAAAAUCCUUAUUAAUGUGAUUUUUGUAAAAAAAAUAUUUACUCGCCCAAUCAUUUCAUUCAACCAUAAAAAAAGGCGAGGAUGCACCACACAAUGUGGUAUGUGUAUGAAAACAAGUCUUACAAAUGCUACACUAUAAGAAAACAUUAUAUUAAUUUCACAAUAUAGGACACCAUAUGAACAUUUUAUAUUAUUUGUCUGCUUUUAAUAUUAAGAAUGAAAAAAAAAAAAAAAUUAAUACAUUUAAAAUGCGUUAUUUAUAUUUUAGUGUUUUAUGUUAUUAUUUUAUUUGUAUACAUUACAGACUAUGAUUAACAUGUUGAAGAA
Messenger RNA from Cinara cedri, 6830 nucleotides. The record is from the annotation of a GenBank genome assembly. Lineage: Eukaryota; Metazoa; Arthropoda; Insecta; Hemiptera; Aphididae.